Echinococcus granulosus is the source of this 1374-nucleotide messenger RNA. RefSeq lists its product as hypothetical. The transcript has a single exon. The record is from RefSeq and is a predicted model, not a curated record. Bases 1 to 1374 code for a protein of 457 amino acids. Lineage: Eukaryota; Metazoa; Platyhelminthes; Cestoda; Cyclophyllidea; Taeniidae.
AUGGACGAUUUUAAUUUAAAAGCACGAGUUAAACAACAGGUGCAAAAAGAUCAUUUAGUUACUCGUGUACAAAGGAAAUUCCCCAAGGAUCAUGCCGACGUUGUAUUAGUUCGAACCGCGGGAGAUAGUGCUUUGCUAGACUGUAAUACAGAAGCCUAUAGAUUUGCGAAAGAGACGCUAGAGGAGAAGACAAUAAGUCUGUCUCAAAUUAAUUUACCUACUCGGAAGGUGUCAAUAUUCUGGCAGCUUGGAGGCAGAACUAUAGCCACUGGGAGCAAUUACGUGACUACUAAAGAAAGACGUAUUAUUUUACCGAUUAAGGAAUUGGUAGAUGAGGAGACGCAGUGGAUAUCAGGUCUGAAACGAACCUCUCCAGUAGUAGAAGGAACUAAGCUUCUCUUGUCUGGAUUGAAACCCCAUGAUACGGGGUUAUACACUUGUCAUAUCAAAAUAGGCAGUGAAGAAUGGUUGGCAACAUUCUAUUCCCUCAUUGUUCUAGGUCAACAGUUUUCCGCACCGGCGCAGAUGCCCUUCUACCUUCAUUCAAACAUUGGUGAGUGGAGUGCCUUCGAAAAGGGUCAAGUGCUAUGGUACGAUGCUGCAAGGAUUCAGUGGAACCUCAAUGGAGAACCCAUAUUCAACGAUCUUGCUAUCCGCCCCAAGGCGAGAAUUAGACUCAUUCCUCAUUUGAGGAAUGAGAUGCAGGGUCAUUGGGACUGCCAUUUGAUUGUACCAAGGCCAGACGCUCCUACCACUCAGGCUUCGAGGAACAUAAGCUUCUCUGGUUGGUUUUUGAUUAACUCUUUCUUCCUCCGUGUUACUUCCAGGCCUCCUAGUCUGUGGGAACUUGCAGCCCGACCUCCACGAGUUGCAAGGCUGCGAUUGGUGGCAUUAAUCGUGACAGUAGCCAGUUUGGGACUACUCGUAGCUUUGAUUUUAACGAUAUGGGCAGUGCAAAGAUGGGUGCAAAGAACGCCAAGGUUGGAUCAGUUGGAAAGUGCAGUGGAGGAGGUAAUUGAAGAUCGGACUCGUCUUUUUAUCGGAGCCCAACAAAAGGCACGGCAAAGGAGACGACUGCUAAUGCCGUUUGUGAGAGCAGAGAUGAAGGAAAUUGACAAAGUGCGGAUGAAACCACCACCAGAUGAAUCAACGUCGACGUUGUUGACUUCUCCCGGUAAUCAGCUGACCAUAGAUAGAGGAAUAAGCGAAAAUUUGCAAGUUUUAACACAACAGCUGGGUGAUAUUAACCAAGAGAAGGAGACGAAGGGAAUAAAGGGAUUCUUUCAGAAGCUAAAAUUGGAGAAACAAAGAAAUCAAGGAGACGAACCAAAAGCCAAGGAAGGAAACACUAGUGAGAGUGAUUUGUCGGCGUAA